ACUUUCGCUCGCGCUGCAGCUUUGUGUUUCCUGUUUACGGGCGGGAAGAGUGAACCUGUGCUUCAGCCUGUCGUGCAUUACAGCUCAUUUCUAUCGCUAUCUUUCCCGGUUCGCCUCUGGAUUAUUUUAGCGCUUUUAACUCCUUUUAUUAAUUCUCCUCAGACGCCCCGUGCGCUCCGCCGCGUGUCUCUGGCGGAAGUUUGAAGCUCUGAUGGAGGAGCCUGCAGACUCCGGCGGCGGCGCGGCAGCAGAGGGCCCCGCGGCGCAGGUGACGGAGAUCCGCUGCCCCGCCGGAGCGCGUCCUCUGCGGCUGCUCGAGUGGAAGGUGAAGCCCGGAGCUCUGGUGAACGUGGACUCCGUUAUCGCGGUGUGUGCGCCGAUCCCCGCCGAAGGCGAGUGCAGAGCGGCCGAGAGGAAGCUGAAGUCGGACCGCGCUGGAGUUGUGCGGGAACUGUGCGGUCAACUCGGACAGGUCAUCGCGCCUGGGAGUGUGAUAGCAAAAGUGGAAGAAUGCAGUCAUCCCAUUGUAAUGAAGGGCUUGUGUGCCGAAUGCGGCCAGGACUUAACUCAACUACAGAGCAAGAAUGGAAGGCAGCAGGCGCCCAUCUCUACGGCGACCGUUUCCAUGGUGCACAGUGUUCCCGAGCUGAUGGUCAGCUCAGAGCAAGCGGAGCAGCUUGGCCGAGAGGACCAGCAAAGGCUUCACAGGAACAGGAAGUUAGUGCUGAUGGUGGAUCUGGACCAAACGCUGAUCCACACCACUGAACAGCACUGCCAGCGCAUGUCCAACAAGGGAAUCUUUCAUUUCCAGCUGGGACGGGGGGAGCCUAUGCUUCAUACACGACUGCGGCCUCACUGCAAAGACUUUCUAGAAAAGAUCGCCAAACUCUAUGAGCUGCACGUGUUCACCUUUGGCAGCCGUUUAUACGCUCACACCAUUGCAGGUUUUUUAGACCCUGAAAAGAAGCUCUUCUCUCAUCGGAUCAUGUCUAGAGAUGAAUGCAUUGACCCCUUGUCUAAGACAGGCAACCUCAGAAAUUUGUUCCCCUGUGGAGACUCCAUGGUGUGCAUCAUAGACGACCGAGAGGACGUUUGGAAGUUCGCCCCCAACCUCAUCACAGUGAAGAAAUACAUCUACUUCCAGGGCACCGGUGACAUCAACGCCCCACCGGGCUCACGAGAGGCCCAGAUGGUCAGAAAAGGUAACCAGGCUGGUCGGCCUGCAGAGAACUUGGAAUCGUCAGGACAGGAGGAACAGAGAAACUCAGGAAAAUCCAGCAAGGACCGAAAAACUGGGCAUGAGGAGUCAUCCCCCUCUGCCACUGCCACUCAGGGAGCAUCAGCCAAUGAGAGGACUCACCCCGCAGGGGAACGGCCCACUGACAGCACAGAUUUAAAUGACAAGUGUAAUGUGACAGCGGAGGGGGAGGGCAGCUCAGGUGUGACGUGUACCUCAGGUGAGACAGACAUCCCAAACGCUGACGCUGCUGCCAACGACCUGGAUUUUGACCUUUCCAGCGACAGCGAAAGCGAGGGUAAAACGGGAUUAUCUGACAGCGAUGGCGAAGCCAAACAAAGCCAAACAAAAACAGAGGAGUGUAAAAGCAAAGAGGAUGGUGGGGAAGAGGACAAACAGAGGACAGAGGGGGACGGUGUCCCAGAAACAGAUCCCGAGGAUCUCGGUGAUUUGGGCAACGGCUGUUCCGACAAGAAAGAAGUGGAAACGGAGUCUCAAAACAGCGAGCAGUCAUGCGUCACCAUGGGUGAGGAGUCUUUAGAUCACAGUAUGGAGGAUGAGGACGAUGAGGAAGACAUUGACCAGGACGACCACCUGAUUUACUUGGAGGAGGUUUUGGUUCGCAUCCACAGUGAGUAUUACUCAUGCUACGAGGCCUUCCUCAGGAAAGAGAGUUCAGAGAGUCCGGACAUACGGAAGAUCAUUCCUGAACUGAAGGGCUGCGCGCUGGCGGGCACCACCAUCAUCUUCAGCGGCCUGUAUCCCACCAACUACCCAAUGGAGCGCACGAGGGAGUGGUACCACACCAAGGCGCUGGGUGCCAAGCUUGGCAAGACCCUGGUGCUCAAUGCCAAAGACCCAAACCGCACCACUCACCUUAUUGCUGCACGCGCAGGUACCGAGAAAGUUCGUCAAGCUCAGGGCUGUAAACAUCUCCAUGUGGUGAAUCCUGAAUGGUUGUGGGCCUGUUUGGAGCGCUGGGAGCGAGUCGAGGAGCGACUCUUUCCUCUCAGAGAGGACUAUAACAAAUCACACAGGAGCAAUAGUCCCGCCAUGUUUCCAGACAUCCCCGGGUCUUUCCUGAAGCCUCUGUUCCAGGCCCCUCCUGUCCAGCAGAAGCCCCUGCCAGCGCCGGAAAUGAGGACAUAUGACCCCGUCACUGGCAAACUGAUCCGCCGGGGUCCUCAGGCCUCCCGUCCACCCUCUUAUCUGCACUCGCAUGGAUCGUCCAUGUCGGCCAAAGGAGAUCUGUCCAGCCUCAGGUCAGCUCAGGGGUCUCAGCAGACGGAUGAGGCUGCAGGAUCGAGUCCUGAUGAUGAGCAGCCAGGACCUUCCCGCAGGAAACGACAGCCCAGCAUGUCUGAAACCAUGCCGCUCUACACACUCUGCAAAGAAGACCUGGAGAGCAUGGACAAAGAGGUGGAUGACAUCCUCGGGGAAGAGAGUGACAAUGAAAGCGAGGGAAAAGGGAAAGAGGAGAGGAUGGAGGUAGAGGAGGAGGACGAGGAAGAACAGCCCCACACGAGCAAGCAGAAGGCCCCAGCAUCAGAUCACGUUCCGCCACUGGCCGCUGUUGUUGAGGAAGCAGCCCAAACAUCGACCAGAGAAGAAGUCUGUGUAGCGGGGAAUGCGCCAAGGGGCCACAAAAGAAAACUGGAGGAGGCCAGAGAAGAUAACGACGACGAUGAUGAUGAUGAUGGCGGCUCCAGUAAAGACUCCAAUGAGGAUGAGGAGGGCAGCAGCUCGGAGGCUGAUGAGAUGGCUGCUGCGCUGGAGGCGGAGCUAAAUGAUUUCAUGUGAGCUGAUUGGACGACGAUGCAUAUGAACUAUUCUGUGUUCUCAUAAGGUACCAGAGAUGAAACAUGCAUUCGUGUCGCUGUUAUACAGCGCAAGUAAAUGUGUGUGUGUGUCUGCGAGUGUGUGAGAAUAAAACAAAGGGGUUUACAAAGUAGAUAGAUAUGUACAGAUAGAGUUUUAGUAGGGAUAAGUCCAACACAAAGUCAUUUUAUUGUGAAGUUACUUAAGAGUACAUAGCGGUGUGGGAAGUAGAGCUUCUGUGUCUGAUGUUUUACUUAGUUUCUGUUCCAAAAUUAGUUUUUAUAUAAUUGUAAAUGAAGUUAAAUAUUUCAACUAAUUGGUAAUGAAUGCCAAAGAGUCUGAAGAGCUCUGCUUAAGGACCCCUCAGAAGACUUUCGGAGGGGUUUGUGGUCCUCACCAGCAGUAGAAAUCAGACGUCCGAAUGUGUCCGGUGUCGUCUCUUUCCUUUGGUUUUGUGCGUCGCCCUGUGCUGUUGACGCCCCUGUGUGUGAGACUGACACUGUGCUGCACCAAUCCCAGAAUACCAGCAACCUUUAGACACGCCCACAGCCACUAUUACCAAAAAACCUCACAACUGCUAUGUGAAGAACUGAUAAGAACGUGAAAUGUAAAAUCAGUAAUACACUUGCAACAGACGAUUUGACUUACACCAUUAUGGUUUGCGACUGAUUUAUUACGAUAUUAAAGGAGUAGUUCACAAAAAUGACUUGUAAAGUUCUGUCAUCAUUUACUCACUCAUUGCAAACCAAGAAACAUAUGAGAUAUUAAGUAGAAUGUCUGAGCUGCCACAGUCCAAAUUUAACACCAUAAAAGUGAUCCAUAUGACUUGUAUGUCCAUAUUUCAUGUCUUCUGAAAAAGCUUUAUGUGAGGAAAAUACAGGAAAGUCAUUGUUUACUUCAAAUGUAGGGCUUUUGAUGCAAGUUUGACAUGAAAUUUGAUAACAAGACAAUAGAUAUUAAUGAUAUCAAUGCAUUGUUUUAAUAGUCCAUAUUGCUUUUUAUAGCUUGGUGGAGUGAAAGAUUAUCAGUUUGCUCCUCACGCAAUGAUAUCAUAUUGCUUCUAAAUACUUUGAAAGGCGCUUAUGAAUCACAUGGGCCACUUUUAAUGCCUUUGUUCAUCUUGGAGCUUGAUGUUAUAAAUCCAACUUUUGUUGUAGAUAAAAGAGCUGCUCGGGCAUUCUGCGUCUUCUUUAGUGUUUCGCAAAAGAAAGAAAAUUACACUUUGGAACAACAUGUGCUAGUAAAUGAUAACAGACUUGUCAUGUUUGUGUGAACUGUUUCUGUAACUACCUACAAAUUGAUACUUGUGGUCUUUUCUGCUCCUAAGAUGACAAUUAAAUGCCACCUUUUACUCUGAUGUCAGCGUACAGAUAUCGUCAUCUUCAUUUGGCUUCAGGUGCUGAUAAGUGAACACUGUGGCAGCAUUAAACCGGGUGUUUGGUUGGCUCUCGCGCCACCCUGAACCAUCACUGUACACACUGAUCAGAUCUGGACCCGUGGGCAUCAAGACUACCUGUCUAAGACCAGUUUCAUGAAUUCACUGGUUCAAGCUGGUUUUCUUGUGUCGAGCUGAUCUAACUCAGUUUCUCAGAGGUUUGUGCACCUCAUCUCUCGUGUUGUUUUUGACUGAUGGAUUUUUUUCACUUUCAUUGUGGUGUUGUUUUCAACAAUGUAAAGUAUUUGUAUAUUCUAUUUCGUACUUGACAAAGAAAAUGCUUUUCAUUUAAUAAAGAUUUGUUUUAUAAACCAGUACU
Sinocyclocheilus rhinocerous is the source of this 4809-nucleotide messenger RNA. RefSeq names its product RNA polymerase II subunit A C-terminal domain phosphatase-like. The record is from RefSeq and is a predicted model, not a curated record. Bases 212 to 3037 code for a protein of 941 amino acids. The transcript has 13 exons. Gene Ontology annotation, molecular function: RNA polymerase II CTD heptapeptide repeat phosphatase activity. Gene Ontology annotation, cellular component: nucleus. NCBI's taxonomy places the organism in Eukaryota, Metazoa, Chordata, Actinopteri, Cypriniformes, Cyprinidae.